This is a messenger RNA of Chelmon rostratus (copperband butterflyfish), 357 nucleotides long. It is a transcript of the gene ripply2, whose product is annotated as ripply transcriptional repressor 2. NCBI's taxonomy places the organism in Eukaryota, Metazoa, Chordata, Actinopteri, Chaetodontiformes, Chaetodontidae. The record is from RefSeq and is a predicted model, not a curated record. Gene Ontology annotation, biological process: negative regulation of transcription by RNA polymerase II; embryonic pattern specification. The transcript is spliced from 3 exons. Gene Ontology annotation, cellular component: nucleus. Bases 1 to 357 code for a protein of 118 amino acids.
AUGGGGACUGUCGCAACCAACAGUGGACUAACUUCUGCUUUAACUGGAGUUAAUGUCGCUCAGCAGUCCGGCCCUUUGUGGAGGCCGUGGACCGGAACAGGGGACAUCACUGCCGCACAGAAGGCCCUUUCGCUUCAUGGAAACUCUUCUGCUGCAACGCACCCGAAAAUCCCUCAGUUCGUUCACCCCGUGAAGCUGUUCUGGCCGAAAUCGAGAUGCUUCGAUUAUCUGUACCAGGACGCAGAAAUGCUGCUGCGCAACUAUCCGGUGCAAGCAACCAUCUGCUUUUACCAAGACUCCAGCAGUGAUGAAGACAGCGAUGACGAAGAGGAGGAGAUGGAGAAGGAGCUGAACUGA